Menidia menidia (Atlantic silverside) is the source of this 558-nucleotide messenger RNA. Lineage: Eukaryota; Metazoa; Chordata; Actinopteri; Atheriniformes; Atherinopsidae. The record is from the annotation of a GenBank genome assembly.
AUGGAAAUGCUGCAUGGAGCGAGGAGUCUGCUGAAAUUAAUCAGGAAGCAGCCUCCGAGCAGGGGCUCGGAGGGGAGGGGGCCGGAUGAGGGAUGGCCGGGCCACGGCUCUGUAGGAGGGGGGAUAACGAGGGCCGAGGGAUGGAGGGGACGGCCACCGGAGGGCCGGAUCAAUGAGGUGAACUCGGUGGUUUGUGACGCAGCAGCAGCAGCAUUUGUCUCCAUGUCCGACCAGGCUCUGGCUGUCCGGCCGUCCUCCCGCCGGCCUGCUCCCAGCUGUACAGAGGGCAUCAAUCACGAGUGCAAGCUGUGUAACCAGAUGUUUGACUCACCUGCCAAGCUGCUUUGCCACCUGAUAGAGCACAGCUUCGAAGGCAUGGGAGGUACCUUCAAGUGUCCCGUCUGCUUCACAGUGUUCGUUCAGGCCAACAAGCUGCAGCAGCACAUCUUCGCCGUGCACGGUCAGGAGGACAAGAUCUACGACUGCUCGCAGUGUCCGCAGAAGUUCUUCUUCCAGACAGAGCUACAGAACCACACGCUGAGUCAGCACGCGGCGUGA